Andrographis paniculata is the source of this 1280-nucleotide messenger RNA. RefSeq names its product guanine nucleotide-binding protein subunit beta-like protein. The transcript has 2 exons. Gene Ontology annotation, cellular component: nucleus; cytosol. Bases 96 to 1085 code for a protein of 329 amino acids. The record is from RefSeq and is a predicted model, not a curated record. Gene Ontology annotation, molecular function: translation regulator activity; protein kinase C binding; ribosome binding. Lineage: Eukaryota; Viridiplantae; Streptophyta; Magnoliopsida; Lamiales; Acanthaceae. Gene Ontology annotation, biological process: positive regulation of protein phosphorylation; rescue of stalled cytosolic ribosome.
UAUCUAUGCUAUUCUCCUCCCUCAUUUCUGCUCCGCCGCCGCAGAAACCCUAUUUGCAAAUCCUCCAUUGUAGCUGAUCGAGAAACAGAGCAGCCAUGGCUCAAGAGCAGCUCGUCCUUCGCGGCACCAUGCGCGCCCACACCGAUUGGGUCACCGCCAUCGCCACCCCAAUCGACAAUUCCGACAUGAUCGUGACAUCCUCCCGCGACAAAUCCAUCAUCCUCUGGUCUCUCACCAAGGAGGACAGAAACUACGGUGUCGCCCGCCGCCGCCUGACCGGCCACGGCCACUUUGUUCAGGACGUCGUCCUCUCGUCCGACGGCCAAUUCGCGCUCUCCGGCUCCUGGGACGGCGAGCUCCGUCUCUGGGACUUGCAGACCGGAAAGACAACUCGCCGCUUCGUCGGCCACGCCAAGGACGUCCUCUCCGUCGCCUUCUCCGUCGACAAUCGCCAGAUCGUGUCGGCGUCUCGCGACAAGACGAUUAAGCUCUGGAACACGCUCGGUGAGUGCAAAUACACCAUUCAGGACGCGGAUGGGCACACCGAUUGGGUUUCCUGCGUGAGAUUCUCGCCGAAUACUCAGCAGCCGACGAUUGUGUCCGGCUCGUGGGAUAGAACUGUGAAGAUUUGGAAUUUGACCAACUGUAAGCUCCGGUCGACUUUAGCAGGCCACAGUGGCUAUGUGAACACGGUGGCUGUGUCUCCCGACGGUUCGUUGUGUGCUAGUGGCGGGAAAGAUGGAGUGAUUCUGCUCUGGGAUUUGGCUGAGGGUAAGAAGCUUUAUUCUCUGGAUGCAGGCUCCAUCAUUCACGCUCUCUGCUUUAGCCCUAAUAGGUACUGGCUGUGUGCGGCCACUGAAUCCGGCAUUAAGAUUUGGGAUUUGGAAAGCAAGAGCGUGGUGGUGGAUCUGAAGGUUGAUCUGAAGCAGGAGAGUGAAAUGGCUGCUGAGGAGGCUGUCCAGGCGUCUUCAGCAAAGAACAAGGUGAUAUACUGCACCUGUCUCAACUGGAGUGCCGAUGGAAGCACCUUGUUCAGCGGAUACACAGAUGGUGUUGUCCGAGUUUGGGCCAUUGGUCGCUACUAAUGGGAUUUCAUAGUUGUUGAAUUUGCUGCUAUUAGGUAUGAUCCUAUGAUAAACUUGGAGGAAUUCUGAACUCUCUUGUUUCUCGGUUGUUGUGCUUCUCUGUCGACUUUAUUAUGUGUAAUGCUUGCAAAAGUUUUGGUUAAUUUAUAGAUUCAUCUUGGUGCAAUCUGCAAUCCGGCAAAAAUUUAUUUGUGA